GCAACUUUACGUUGGCCGCCAUUGAGAAAGGACAAAGAAUUGGUAAGGAAUUAAGGGAAAUUAUGACAGUUGUUUGUUGAUUUAUAAUUUGACACAAUUUAAAAUUUGAAGUUAAUUGUUGUGUUUUAAACUGGCACAAUGUUAGACCCUUGUAAUUCGUUUUUGGACAGUGAGCCAGAAGAUUGUGUGGUGUUGCAAGCAGACGCUGGUCAGCCUGGUGUAGAUGGUUUGGUUGAUGACGAUUUAGAUGUAACUGGGACCCUGUUUGCUUCGUUAUUUACUGACUUUUCUAACCCUUGUAGCACUAAAACAAUCACAGACAUGAGUUCUUCCUCUGACAGCGAAAGCAAUGACAUUUUUAACUAUCUUUCAAAAACUCAAGAAAAUUUGAUGAAAAAAGAGAUUGUAGCUCAAGAAAAUUUGAUGACUAAAGAAACUGUAACACAAGAAUCGGUCAAAAGAAAUACAAGGUCAUGUUCAAAUUCAGUUCUGAAAGAAAAUAGUAAAUCAGAUUCAGUAAAACAAUCUUUGUACAGUCGCCCGCCUCUAAUGUGUUCAACGACAGUAAAUUCAAAAUCAUGCAAGAUAAAAUUUGAUUGUCAGUCUAGAAAAGGUGGCAGUUCUGACAGAUCAGAAAAAAGCAUGAAUAAAAAUGCUAUAAUAGCCAGAGAAAAUCGUGAGAAAAAGAAACAGUAUGUUAAACAAUUAGAAAUUGAUAUUGAAGACGUAAAGCUACAAAAUGUUGAUUUGCAAUUGAAGUUAGAAACAAAAUCAAAGCAGUGUGCUUCUAUGCAAAAAGAAAUACAAUAUUUGCGCAAUGUUUUGGCAAAUCAGACUGGUAUAUCUGCACUUUUGAAAAAUAUUCACGAAACCCAAGGAUUGUCAUUUUCAUCAUCACUGGGCCGCAAAGUUGAAAACAAAAGCAGUGACACAUUAAAAAGACGCUUGGAUGAAAACGAUAAUUAUGACAAUUCUAGUAAAUCUAAAGGUAUUUAUGUAACAGCAACAGGGUCCCAUAAAAAGAGCAAACAAGAUACAGUUCAGCCAGUUUCAGAAGAGUACAGUCUCCCAUUAACUCCAAGCCCCAGUCCAGAAGUUGCAGGAGGUGUAUGCCUUCAUGUCAAUAAUAACAAAGUUUCCUUGGAAUUGUGUUCAAAAUGCGCUGAAAAUGCUAGCAAUGUUUGGAAUGAAGCAGCAAUGCUUGAUGUAGCUGUAAAUGAAAAUACUGUUAACGAAGGGACAAAAAUCUGAUAACACGGUGUAGUAUGACCAAAAAAAUGGUCUGUGUCAUUUUGUAUCAUUUGUUUUUCCAUAUUAUAUAUAUGUUCAACUUUCUUAACAUAAAAUGGAGUUGAAACUAGAAGACGUAACAUAUUGAAAUCAUAACUGUCCAGUAAAUUCAAUAUACUGUCCAGACUCAGUUGACAGUAUAGUGUCAUUGCCCAUGAAGAAUUAUCACUCCAUUUAAUGUUUGAGAAAAACUUUUCUUUUUCAGCUGGGGAAUUUCAUUGAAACUUUUUAGGGGAAAUAUAAAUUCUGUCAAGUGUAAAAAUUGUGGUACAUUAGCUGAUAUAGUGCUUGUGUGUUCUACUAUGCAAAGGCUCUACCAUUUAGCAUAUUUUUUAUUUAUUUUGUUCAGAACAUUAGUUUUACACUUAUUACUAUUAACUUGAAAAAAGUAUUUCACCUUAAAAGUAGCAUACUGAUAGUGUGAGAUUAUUAAAGGUUUAUAUUUGGAUAAAAUUUGGCAAUAUGAAUAUUUAUCUAUAUUCUGAUUCUUUCAAAGUCUGUUUUGGUCCAUGUACUAUGUGUAUCUCUUUCAUAUAAAAACAAUGCAAGUUCAAGAUGGGUUAAGGUUAGGUUGAUAGUGGGUAGGGAGGGUACAUUGUUAUAUGACACUUAUUUCAAUGACCGUUUAUUUUCUCUUUCAGUGAAUUAUGCUGAGAAGCGAUGAGUAUGUAUAUAUGAGAAGCAAAAGGGUUUAGUUUUCAAUUGAAAACAUCAUUAAUGAUGUAACUGGAUGGUGAGCCCCUAUAACACCUGCCUAGGGGCUGGAUGCUGAAGUGUCCUAGUAUAACCUUUGUACAUUUUGUAAGUAUAGAAACCAUUCCCAUGAAUUGUGCAGCUCAAACAAGGUAGGAGAGGAAAAGGAGAAUUGAUGGUAAAAUUCUAAUUAACUUCAAACGGUAGUAAAUUAAAAAUCCAUGUAUCAAAUUAAGAUUUGCAAAACUGCAUUUAUAUUACUAGUUAUAAAGAUUUUUGACAGGUUAUACAUGUAUGGCCCUAGUAUAUAAACGGCUGUUUGAAAAUAUAACCUGAGCCGCUAGGCGAUGGUUUAUAUUGCAAACAAUCGUUUAUAUACGGUCAAAUAACCUGUCUGAAAAAAAAUUGUUGAAUUUUGUUUUGAAAACUAUCUAGAAUGAUAGAAAAUGGUCUAACUAAGAAUAUAAAAUCCGAACACCAAUAUCUUUAAUUCAGUCAUUAACGUUGUACAGACGUUUAAAGUGUUAUUUAGAUGAUGUCAAAAUGUAGCGCUAAAUAUCACGUGCAAAACAAGACAAUAAUUAUAUAACUGCACGCUGUACAAUUGCAGUUGCCUAGCAAGCAAGGGGGUUCAUAACCAUUUUUCUUUGACAAUGAAAUUAAAUAAAAAGUUUAUUUUUUCGGGAAAUAUGGUAUAUAUUUUCACUCAACAUGAUAAAAUGCCAAAGGAAAAAAUAUCCUCUUAUUACUUUCUACUUAAUAUCUUAACGUUAAUCAGGGCUUUUACACCAAAUUUAAAUCUGUAUAUUAGGUUAUGUGCUCAGUGGAAGAAAGAACCUUGGAAAAAUUCCCAGUUUUAACUCUGAAAAAUAGUUUCCUUGUUUUUUAUUGGGUAUAUGAAAUAAAAAAGUAGAAAGAAACACUAUGGGCUUAGCAAAUCUACCUGCCCCAGUUUAUAAAGAUGAGAAUUUGAGAUUAAAUAUAAUCUUGUUCUUAGAAUUCUCAGCAAUUAAAAAAAAAUAAUUCCCAACUUGUGUGCUUUAAUGUAAGUACAGGUAUUAUUUUGAAAUAUACCUCAGUUGCAUACACCCCUCUAUAUUAACCCAUUACUUCAUGAGCAUUUUGUGAAAAAUAGCUGUUUUCAUUGAAAAGUCUCCCGUUACAAGUUCAAAUUGCUAUAAUACUAUAAAAUUUAAAACUGCUUCAACACUAAUCAAACUUGGCACAAAUGUUGACUUGACCAUUGCCCUUGCAACAACAUGCUCAGGCUUAAAUUUUCUGUUACCAUGGCAACGUUAAAUAAAAAACAUGUAAAUUAAAUUAUUAAUAUAUAUUUUGCUAUAACUAAAUAUGCGAAAUGUUUUCCUUCCUUCUCUCAAAUGAAGAAAAAUUAAAUAAAUACUGAACUUCAGAAAGAUAAAAUUAGAUAAUAAAUUGUUAACCUUAUUUUAAAUUUUCAAAAACUAGUGUUCAUUGUUUUUCUCAACUUAAAUUUCAUGAGUUGAUUGUCAUGGGAAUGGUUUCAUGCUGGAGAAUAAGGUAUGUUUAAUAUGAGAGUUAGAGGAGAAAAAAACUACAGUUUAUUUAAAGACCAC
Messenger RNA from Ruditapes philippinarum (Manila clam), 3578 nucleotides. RefSeq lists its product as uncharacterized. NCBI's taxonomy places the organism in Eukaryota, Metazoa, Mollusca, Bivalvia, Venerida, Veneridae. Gene Ontology annotation, molecular function: DNA-binding transcription factor activity. The coding region runs from base 139 to 1251 and encodes 370 amino acids. The transcript is spliced from 3 exons. The record is from RefSeq and is a predicted model, not a curated record. Gene Ontology annotation, biological process: regulation of DNA-templated transcription.